Molecule: messenger RNA, 2073 nt
Organism: Mesorhabditis spiculigera
Lineage: Eukaryota; Metazoa; Nematoda; Chromadorea; Rhabditida; Rhabditidae
Source: the annotation of a GenBank genome assembly
AUGGGUUCACCAAAUCCAGAACAUAAAGCUUCGAUUAUCAAUCAUGACGCCGUCGGGCUUGGCGGAGAUCGAAAUUCCAGUCUGGUGCGAUCGAUAAAGACUUCACAGGGUGCCCAUCUGGUUCGGCUGCAGAAGAAUUUUCAGAGACAGACUGGGUUUCCUAAAGGCGAUGUGAAGGAGCGAAUGGCAGAAAUGAGUAGUGUAGAAGAAGAGACGGAUUUUGAUGACCCGGAAGCGGUCGGCUUAACACGCUAUGGAGACAUGCUUUUGGAUGAAAAACGGAAUGUUGCUUAUCAAAAAGCUAUCGAGAAAGUGGUGACUGAAAUGAAGGAUACUGGGAAGGAGGUUCACGUCUUGGAUAUUGGGACCGGAACCGGCCUUUUGGCGAUGAUGGCUGCAAGAGCAGGUGCUGAUCGGGUAAUCGGACUCGAGGAAAACGAGCUUAUGAUCCCAUUUGCUGAAAGAUUAGUUGAUGCCAAUGAUCUCAACGAUAAAGUCGAAGUAUUCCAUGCUGACCUCAACGAAACUGAGGAGGGAGAGCUCGAGCUCGACGACAAGGCCAACCUAAUCGUGGCUGAAGUAUUCGACACAGAGCUGAUCGGUGAAGGAGCUCUGGCGCUUUUCGCGGCGCAAACCCGGGAGUUACGGACUGACGAUUGUCGAUUUAUACCGGCAAAGGCGAGGAUCUACAUCACACUGCUCGAGAGUCCAUAUUUGAGGAAAUUUUCUGCACUUCCCGAGCUUCCCGGACAUCCUGAAAGACCCGAAUUUCUCGACUGUCUUUCUGGGUCGAACAUUUUCGAGGUUCAGUACAAUGCUAUCAAUCAUGAAGGUCUACGGGAGAUUGGAAAAACGGUGGAAGCAUUUUGCUUUGAUUUCGAACAUGGCGAAUCGAGCAAGCAAGCUGAUAGAGUGAUAGACGUCCAUGUAACUUCCGACGGCCAGGUCGAUGGCAUACUUUUUUGGUGGGAGCUUGACAUGGACGGUAGCGGGCAAAUUCUGUUGAGCACUGAUCCGAAGAAAAACGAGUGGAGAGACCACUGGCUGCAGGCGAUUCAUUUUCUGCCCGGGAAAUGCGUUGUCGAAAAAGACCAAGUGCUAAAGAUUCAUGCAGCGCAUGACGAAUAUUCAUUUUCCUUUAAAGUUGCAGCUAAUCCGCCUGAAAAAGGUCCAAUCGAUCGAGCCUUAUUUUGCCAAUGCGAUCUACACAAUCAUGUAUCACCACCGGAAAUCUACCGAAUGAAUGCUCUUAUCGAUUGCCCGAAAACGCCUGCUUGGCUGGAAAAGAUCUGCACCGGAAAGAAGAUUGUCUGUGCAGGUGAAAGUCCACUAUUUCCGCUUCUCGCCGCCAAAUACGCAACAAAAGUCUACGCCGUGUUAGAACUUGAUGGGGCUCGAAACAUCUUGGAAAAAUACAGAGUAGCCUAUGGGCUUGACAACGUCGAAUUGGUCGAAGGAUACGACGAUAUUCUUGAAAAUGUGGACGUCCUAUGCUUCGAUCCAAUUUCUUCAAUGCGAACAGCCGUUCCUCUAAAUGUCCAAUUUUGGCCGGAAGCAGAGCUAGUCCAGCGGAGAUGGCCACGAGUUGAAAUCUACCCCAAGAGCGCAAAACUUCGGAGUCUCGCUAUGAACCUUCCGAAUUUGUGCAAAACUGUUGGCUCGGUCAAGGAAAUACAGGGCUUUGACUUCAGGAUCUAUGAUAGGUGGCUGAAGAAAGCUCGAGCCCAGCUUGACGAAUGCGUAAACAAUUUUCCGUUAUGGCAAUAUGAAGGGAAACCUACGUCCACCCCAGUUACUAUUUUUCAGUUCGAUUUCCCUCCACAGUUGAGCGUCAUGGAAGUGAAGGUUAAAAUGGCGCUUGGCGAAAAGCCGAAUUCCGUUGCUUUAUGGUUAGACUGGGAAUUGGAUGAUGGUUUCAACCACAGUAAUGGAUUAAAUGAUUUCUCUGCUCAAGACACUCCGAAAUGGUAUGAAGCCGAGCAAGGAGUCUACUUCAUCCCGGAAGAUCGUCAAGACCAGAAAGAGCUUCAAGUCACCAUGCGUUUCAACGAUGGAAGAAUUGAUUUUUCAUUC